CGACAGAAAAUGCAAAACAAAACAAGUCAUCAAGAAACAGACAGGAUGGGAUGGGAUGUUGUAAUGCCUACUCUCCACGAACUAGAGCAAGGUAUAACAACGCAUUAGCAUGGGCCUCUCUUUUAUCCGGAAUGGAUGGAACAGCGGUGUACAGAUACAUUAUAAUAUUUAAUAACGAUUUAAAAUUAAUAUUAUUAUAAUAAUAAUAUGUGGAUAACCGUUAACUGUCUACCUGCACACCGGGUCCGAUUAAAUCAAAUUAAAACAUUCCAGAAGGUCGACGGGGGCUGCAUUAUUGCCCGAUUGUACGACUGGCGAAGAAAGAGAAAGAGUGCAUUGGGCAUGAAAUAUUCGCAGCUGAAACAGAAACUAAUGAAUAGUCGAUUCUUUGCUGCGCUUGUGUCGCUUUCUCGAAUAUUCGGACAAGUGCCGACUAUCAUCCUUCAGACCCUGGUGUAUGAUUGUAUCUUAUGUAGAGUAUCAGACUAUCAGUAUUAUCGGAGGAGAUACUGGAUUGGUAUCCAUGGAUAUAACAUGGAGUAUUUAUUUUCUAAUAUUUUACCGACCGUGGAACGUGAUGAAGCCACCCAGGGUCUUGGUGGAGAGGAACUGGUAGCCGACUGCAGAUCGGCACUUGCUGGGCUACAGAUUACUGUACUACUAUGUACUGUACAUCUCUCCAGUCCGACUCUCUGCUUUGGGGUGAUUUGAGGCUAUUGAGCCGGUUUUAUUCGCUGCGGAUGCUCUUCCUUUUGCCGUUCCGUCUGUGGAGCUACAGUCACGCGCCAGUUCAUCUUCUGUUUUGUCCAUCCAGUUCAUCAUCUAUUUUUAUUUGAAUAUGAAGAUGAAUACAAUGAUGAGAUGAUGAAGAUGAUGAGAAAGUGAACAGUACAGAGUACAGACGUGGAGUGACUGGAGUCAUGAAUGCACGCGA
Molecule: messenger RNA, 934 nt
Organism: Aspergillus wentii DTO 134E9
Lineage: Eukaryota; Fungi; Ascomycota; Eurotiomycetes; Eurotiales; Aspergillaceae
Exons: 1
Coding region: 208-711 (167 amino acids)
Source: RefSeq, a predicted model, not a curated record